Molecule: messenger RNA, 2187 nt
Organism: Nicotiana tabacum (common tobacco)
Lineage: Eukaryota; Viridiplantae; Streptophyta; Magnoliopsida; Solanales; Solanaceae
Biological process (GO): carbohydrate metabolic process
Molecular function (GO): hydrolase activity, hydrolyzing O-glycosyl compounds
Source: RefSeq, a predicted model, not a curated record
GAUGAAUGAAUGAAGCAAUAAUUAAUCUUCUAUGAGACAGCAAAUGGUUACAGCUACAGCUAAGGUCAUGGAAACCCAAGAAUUAAGAAUUUUCGUCAUUGUAACACUUGCUCUGUAGAGAGAGAGAAAGAGUCACAGGGAAGAGAAGUAAAGGUGGGAGUUGGAGGGCCAAAGGGAGGAUCUUUGGUCUGAAGUUAUCAUAAUCAUCAUCAUUAAUUACAUUCCAAGAUCCAAUACUCUCGACUUACUCAAGCCUUUCCUUUUCCUUGUCAUCUCCCCCCUGCAAUCUGGGCCGGAUUUUACAGAAAAUUAAAUGCCCAAAUUAACCUUUAACAACUAGUCUAGCAACUGAUAAUAAGGAAAUUCAUAUGCAACAAACUUGAUAGAUUAGCUGAAGUAUUGCGCAACCGAGUAGCUAUUUGACGCUUAAAACAUAUGUCGAGAGAUUUCGUUCAAUCCACGACUAGGUUGUUUUCUGCAUUGUCUUCAAGAUAAAAAAAGGAACAAAAUGAGGUUCAAGAACAAAUCCAGGAAACCAACCACUUUACGUUGCAAUGCAGGACGCAGAUGCUCAUUUUCAGUUCUUGUAUGGAGCCUAGUUGGUUGCCUUCUUUUACUUAAUCUAUACUCCUUUAUUAGCCAAAAAGAUGCACGCCGUGGGGGGACACACUUCCAUAUAAACCAGCACCCACACAUUCGUGAGCUUGAAGAGGUUGAGGAGGAAAAUAUACAGCUUCCACCACCAAGGAAGCGAUCCCCACGUGCUGCCAAAAGAAAGCCUAAGCGGCCAACUACCUUGAUUGAAGAAUUUCUUGAUGAGUCUUCCCAGCUAAGGAAUGUUUUUUUCCCUGGUCAAAGAACUGCUAUAGAUCCUCGUAAGAGUUCUGAAAAUGAUACCUAUUAUUAUUACCCUGGAAGAAUGUGGUUGGAUACUGAGGGAAAUCCUAUACAAGCUCAUGGGGGAGGUAUUCUAUAUGAUCAGAGGACAAAAAUGUAUUAUUGGUAUGGAGAGUAUAAAGAUGGGCCAACAUAUCAUGCUCACAAAAAAGGAGCAGCACGAGUUGAUGUUAUUGGCGUUGGUUGCUAUUCAUCAAAAGAUUUGUGGAUGUGGAAAAAUGAAGGCAUCGUUUUGGCAGCGGAAGAAAACGAUGAGACACAUGAUUUGUACAAAUUAAAUAUACUGGAGAGGCCAAAAGUAAUUUACAAUGAGAAAACAGGUAAAUACGUAAUGUGGAUGCAUAUUGAUGACACAAACUACACGAAAGCUUCAGCUGGUGUCGCCACUAGCGACUUUCCCACUGGUCCCUUUGAUUAUCUGUACAGUAAACGGCCCCACGGAUAUGAUAGCAGGGACAUGACAGUCUUCAAAGAUGAGGAUGGUAUAGCAUAUCUCGUCUACUCCUCGGAGGACAACAGUGAGCUUCAUAUCGGUCCACUUAACGAAGAAUACAUAGACGUGACCCAAGCCAUGAGAAGGGUUCUUGUCGGACAACACAGGGAAGCCCCUGCUUUGUUCAAACACGGCGGGACCUAUUACAUGAUCACAUCAGGUUGCACUGGUUGGGCUCCAAAUGAGGCCCGGGCUCAUGCAGCUGAAUCAAUUUUGGGGCCGUGGGAGACCAUUGGAAAUCCAUGCAUCGGUGGAAACAAAGUUUUUAGAGACACAACUUUCUUUGGUCAGAGCACAUUUGUGCUUCCUUUGCCUGAGCUACCUGGUUCCUUUAUUUUUAUGGCAGAUAGGUGGAAUCCAGCUGACUUAAGGGAUUCAAGGUAUGUGUGGCUACCUUUAAGAGUAGCAGGGCCUGUGGACCAUCCUCUUGAGUACAAUUUUGGUUUCCCUUUAUGGUCCAGAGUCUCUGUUUAUUGGCAUAAAAGAUGGAGACUUCCUUAUAGGUGGCAGGGGAAAAAGUGAGUAGGGGAUACAGGGAAUCAUUUGUACAAUAUGUUCUCCAUUUUUUUGUUUUUCCAUAAUUUUGUUGUUGUUGUUGUAUUAUUUUUUUCAAUUUAAAAAUUAACCAGUUCUAUGCUCAAUAACAACAGGUGUAAAUUUUUAGGGUUUGAACUGCUAUGCCUAAUUCUCAUCCUGGGCAUCUGUAUCGUAAUACUGUAUAAUUUUUAGAGCUAGAAUUACUAUUGUUGAGUGAAACCAGCUUGGACUUCUUGUUUGGGCUGGCGUGGAAUUCUCUU